AUGUUGAUAUUAAGUGACCUGGUAUUUGCUUGUGGAGGCAAAGGAAUAACUGAAAAUCUGCUAAAUUUUAAACCGCUCAUUCUUGCUCUCUCCAAUUCAACAUCUCAAUCUGAGUGCACUGCGGAAGAAGCUUAUACGUGGAGCAAGGGUCAAGCAAUCUUUGCUAGUGGUAGCCCAUUUGAUCCUGUUGAAUAUGAAGGAAAAGUCUUUGUUCCUGGACAGGCCAACAAUGCUUACAUAUUCCCUGGUUUUGGCUUGGGUUUGCUCAUCUCCGGUGUAAUCCGCGUCCGCGAUGAGAUGCUCUUGGUAGCCUGUGAGUUCAUUCAAGCUAAGAGAGAUUAAAUAUACUAAAAUCAAUUCAAUCUAAAUUCCAAGAAGGUAGAACCAAGAACUCACUAACGGUUUCUUCUUAUGCAACAGCUGAAGCUUUGGCUGCACAAGUGUCACAGGAGAACUAUGAUAAAGGACUGAUUUACCCUCCAUUCUCAAAUAUCAGAAAGAUAUCAGCACAUAUUGCUGCUAACGUGGCAGCAAGGCAUAUGAACUUGGUCUUGCUUCUCAUCUACCUCGACCUAAGGAUCUUGUCAAAUAUGCAGAAAGUUGCAUGUACAGCCCAGGCUACAGAAACUACUGUUGAGAUUUUUGAACCAUAUUAUAUCAUGUUUUGUUUAGUUUAGUUUCAAAGGCUACAAACUAUGAUUCAGACCAAAGCUUGUGGCGGCUUCAUGAACUAAACCAAGCAGAACAUAUUAGUAGUGUGCUCUCCGCGGUUUUACAGUUUUGAGAUACUUGUUAGGAACAGAUUCAUUUUAUUGCUAAGAUAGAUUGUUGUACAAGGCAUCGCCAUAGGAACUUAAAUUCUUCAACCAGUUGUGAGAGAAGUUUGCUAA
This is a messenger RNA of Arachis ipaensis, 890 nucleotides long. The record is from RefSeq and is a predicted model, not a curated record. NCBI's taxonomy places the organism in Eukaryota, Viridiplantae, Streptophyta, Magnoliopsida, Fabales, Fabaceae.